AUGGGCUGCACUCACUCAAAGACGCACGCCCGAAAGAAGGACGCUGCCUCGAUUGGUAAGCUGCCUGUGGUCAUGGAGACCACGUGGUCGGACAUUGGUCUCCAGUUCGUGCCAGGCGAAGUGAGCAUCAACGAGUACGGCAUUGCCUAUUACAACUUUGACGGCUUCAACCCGGCAGACAGUCACCAGGAGAUCCACGUGUGCAAGCGCUACUCGGAGUUCAAAAGCCUGUACGUCGACAUGUGCAAGUUGAUCCGAAAGGAGGACAAGUGCCAGAUGUCUUCGACUCUCCCUUCUAUGCCUCCAGCGAAUGCUGUCACGUUCGUGCUCGGUCGGGGCAAUGAGAUUGUCGUUAAGGCGCGUGAAGCUCAGUUUCUCAAGCUCCUCAACGCGAUGGCAAGUCACCCAAUUGCCUCCCAAAGCAAGUUGUUCACUCGGUUCAUCGAGUAG
This is a messenger RNA of Peronospora matthiolae, 450 nucleotides long. Lineage: Eukaryota; Oomycota; Peronosporomycetes; Peronosporales; Peronosporaceae. The record is from the annotation of a GenBank genome assembly.